AUGGGUCGCAACAAGGAUGCUAAAGUUUCGAAGAAGUCAACGGGAAGUUCUUUCGGAAAAAUUGACUCUCGAGCUCCCACCUUCGAUUCUCUCAUCGCACAAUUUCAAGGUCUAGUCGAACGCAAUCAUCACGAUGACAAGGAAACUAUCAAGUCUAUCGUCUCCGAACUUGGCAAAAAAUCUGAAAAUGUCCAUACCGCGCUUCAGCUGAUUAGGUAUUUGCACCAAGUUAAGUCGAGCCAGUUGGACGAGCAUGUUGUGAUUGAAUUCGACGGAGAAAACGAGCGUUUGUGGAACACACUGUCUGAGGAGUUGCGAGAGCUUGUCUCUAACGCAAAGAAAGCUGAUUUCAACAUGCUUGAACAAAUCAUCGAGGGACUAGAUAAAAAGCAGGAUCAAUUGGCGAGAGCGAAGGAAGUCUUCCAAGAAGUGUCAGUGAGUACUGAGAGUACGGAGGUAACUUCAGAAUUCACACAACGCAAAUGUAACAUCGUGGUUUUGCGGUCCGAGAAACCAGUGAUCGAAAAUGUCCAAUGUACCGUGGAUGUCAAUCACAAAGAUUCGAAACAGGAAUCCAAUAUUGAUCCAGAGAGAUCAUUUGAGGAAACUGAUUGCCUUCUCUCAGAAGUGGAAAACGUUUAUAGUGACAGUGAUAAGUCUGUUCCAUCAAUGGAUUCCCAAAUUGAUUCUCCCAAUAAGGACUCCAUUCUCCAACACGAAGUCAACAGAAUGUUGAAAGACGUCUCAAAACUCAUCAGGCAUGAGCCGGAAAUCGAUAAUCUAUCCGAAGUUGUACAGAGUAUGCAAGACCGGUUCCAUCAAGAACAACUGAAGAAGGUGUUUAGCUUAACUGCAAUAGAAGCGAAGGAGAAAAUGAACACAAAACUGACGCUGAAUCUGGCUUCGAUGCAGGACGAGUUGAAUAAAACGGUAGAGGAGAACAAAUAUCUUUCGGAAGAAAUUGAUACUCUGAAAAGUAUUCUGAAGAAGGAGCGGAAAAGCAAGGCGAAUGAAACGAAGAAGAUAAAGAAGGAUAUUGCCGCAGUCAGACUUGAAAAUAAACAAUUAUUACAAAGACUCACUGAUACAUCUGCUACUGAUGAGAGCUUCGCUUCUUCAAAUCUUACGGAAGAAUUCGCACUAAAACCUCAAGAUUCUACCUUGGAGUUUCGGAUCGCUGAGCUACAGCGCUCUUCGGAAAGCUUGCAAAACCGAUACGAAGAUGUUUGUAACAAACUGGAAGCUUCAGAGAAAUUGCUGGAAGUCCAACAAGACAUAAAUUCUCGAAUCACUGCGUCGUCGGUGGAAACUCGUCAGAAACAUUCAUCUGAGGUAUCUGCUCUUGAAGAAAUAAUUAAAACGAUGAAAACUGCCGCUUCUCAACAAGAAAAAGAAUUGCUACGUAUCCAACAGCUCGAACGGACGAAAACUGAUGUACUCAUAAACUUCAUGGAAGAAGAGAAGCAGGAAAUUCGAGAAAAAUGUGAUUCUCUGAAGCUUGAGCUUACUAAUACUCAAAAGGCAAUCAAGGAACAAAAGGCUGAAGCGAAACGUCACUUCGAGAAUGAGAUCUGGAAGAUGAAGAAGGCAGCAAAGUUGGCGGAGAGACGUAACAGCUCAGCUUCCAACAGUUCCAAGUCAAGCAACUCAAGUACUGCAAACGACGGUGAUGAAGUUCAACAGUUGAUUACUGAAUUAGCUACGCUUCAAGCUUUACUAUUAGUGAAAAGUGACCGUCCAUCAGAAACCAUUUCUAAAGUGAACCAUCUUCUGGAAAUUGCUAUCGAAACUGUAAAGCAAAUGACCAUCAAGAACGAGAAAUGUGAAAUCGCACUUGCAGAAUCACUUUCGAAGCAUGAGUUGAAAGAUCAGGCAUUGGAUGCAUUGGCUAAGAUGCAGGAAGAGAAGUCUAACGAGUACGAGGCUGCUUUGAAAUCCGAACGUUCAAAAUACGAGUAUCUGCAAAAGGUAAUCGAAGAGAAUAUGGAGGAUGAAGCAGUAUCAGCUAAACGGUGGAAAGACUUACACGAGCAAGAAAAGCUUCUUGAAGCCAAUCAAAUUCAAUACAAAAAAGAUUCUGAGGAGUUCGCAAAACGCACGGUCUCUUCAGAAAUGGAGAAUGUGAAACUUCGGCAGGAACUCGACAGUCUCCAAAAAAAUAUCGACCAGAAAAAUCUCGAUAUAAAUAUGCUGACCGAGGAAAAUAAUCUUCUUCAAGUAAACGUCCAAACCAUAACAAAGCAACUGGAAGACGUUUUGUCUCCUAGAAAGGAUAGAACUGCUCAACUUGAGUCUCGUCUGGAAACAAUUCAGAGCUCCGCUAAAGCUCAACAAAAGCGACUCGAAGACGACCUUGUCUCCGCCAGAGCACAGCUGAAGUUUCUAUCGAAGCAAAACGGCGAACUACAAUUGACAAAUCUACAACUUCAAAAGAAGUCCGCGUUGGCUGACGAACUGACUAUGUCGUUGGCCGAAAAAACUGUCAAAUUCGAAGAAAGCGAGGAGUCUAUUUCCGAAUUGAAGAGAACUGUUUCUCAAUUGGAAGACGAAAACAGAAGUCUUAUUCUUGUGAAUGCCGAGGAGCGUGCGGGACUUGUCACUGAGCUGAUUACUACGAAGGAAAAGUUGAAGGAGUGUCAAAGUAUUGCUUCGUUACAAGCGAAGAACUUGGAACAGAUCCAAUCACUCGAGGAGGAGUUGAAGUCUACCAAGAAAAUUCUCGAGGGACGUCAGAAUAGUCAUGGCGCUAUGCAAGUUCCUGAGCAAGUGACUGGUUGUGAUCGUAGCAUUAUCAAUGAAAUGUUCCCUGAAAUGGAUCCGUUGCUCCGCCAAAUGGUUCACAUUCUUGCGCAAAACCAAAAUUAUUUAUACGGAAUCCUCGGAAUCGUCUUCUACGUCAUUCUUAUUCAUCUAUACAUUUUCCUGUAA
Molecule: messenger RNA, 2928 nt
Organism: Caenorhabditis briggsae
Lineage: Eukaryota; Metazoa; Nematoda; Chromadorea; Rhabditida; Rhabditidae
Exons: 8
Coding region: 1-2928 (975 amino acids)
Source: RefSeq, a predicted model, not a curated record